Drosophila melanogaster (fruit fly) is the source of this 1049-nucleotide messenger RNA. RefSeq lists its product as uncharacterized. The record is from RefSeq and is marked reviewed. The coding region runs from base 80 to 517 and encodes 145 amino acids. Lineage: Eukaryota; Metazoa; Arthropoda; Insecta; Diptera; Drosophilidae. The transcript has 3 exons.
ACAAAUUACCGUUGCAUGGCAACUCGUUUGUUUGGGCUUUUGUUUACAAAUUUACAAAAUCCGUUUGCAAGGACGCACAAUGGACCUCAUCAAGGAGAUCAACGACAAAUACAUGGCCCUCGAGGCGGAGAUCGACCAGAAACUGGAGAAAGUGCAAGCCGAGGAACUAAAACUGGAACGGCAGAACGAGCAGCUGGCCGAGUCUUCAAUCUGUGCACCUGCUCCCAAGGUUCUGUCCUACGAAGAGGCUCUCCUGCGAAACACCAACACCUUGAAGGCUCUGGAAAUAGCCAAGGCCCGUUUGAGAUCGCGUUCCACGUACUCUCCCGUGGAGAAACUCCUUCAACAGGCCCUGCAGAACUACCGACGGGAGCUGGAGAGUCUGCAGGACGCAGAGGAUAGGGGCAAGGAUCCGAAGAACCCAGACAACCAGGAGGAGGAGGGGGAGGAGGAAAAUCUCUAUGAUCUGGUCAUGCAGAAUGUGAUGGAGGCCAAGAGGCAACAGACCGAUCUAUAAGACAUGUAUUUCCCUGGAACUCGAGCAAUUCGUGUGGCCACAUUUGAUCCAGUUGUAUAUAUUGUUCACAAGUGAGACACUGCCAAGCUGAAUAAACAAGCCGCAAGUGUACACAUUUGCUGGAAAUUGAAUCGAGAAAGGUAGAAUGCGAAUGGGAAUGCCAAGUGAAAUGGGGUGUAUGCUCACACAUUCUGUUCCCACUUCAAACAAUGAUCGAAAUGGAGCAAACAACGGUUGACGAAAUGCAGCCGCAGCGGGCCACCUUGUUGCCAUCCCAAUCAUCUAAGUGCCCCAUCGACGACGAUGUUCCCACCCUCGACGUUAUCACCGCUGGAAGUAUUGUGUAUCUGCCAAGGCGAGAAGAUAUCUCCUGCAGUCAGGCAGGCAACAUUAGAGCAAACACAUUUACCUAAUUAGUUGGCCAUCUAACCACUUGGACAUCGCCAAAUCUGAGUGGAGCACGCCGAAAGGAAGCCCAGGCAAUCAACUUGGUAAUAAAUCAAUUAAUGACACUCCGUCUCGUGCGAACAUC